Molecule: messenger RNA, 1335 nt
Organism: Penicillium cataractarum
Lineage: Eukaryota; Fungi; Ascomycota; Eurotiomycetes; Eurotiales; Aspergillaceae
Product: aminotransferase-like domain-containing protein
Exons: 3
Coding region: 1-1335 (444 amino acids)
Biological process (GO): biosynthetic process
Molecular function (GO): pyridoxal phosphate binding; L-2-aminoadipate:2-oxoglutarate transaminase activity
Source: RefSeq, a predicted model, not a curated record
AUGAUGACUGCGCCCCCCAACCAACAACACAACCAACCGCCCAUUGACCUCCUCUGCGGCUGGCCGAAUCCCGCGCUCCUCCCCGCCCCCAAUCUGCUCCGCUCCGCCACGACCGUUCUGACGACCCCCUCCAUUGCUCAGCCAGGUUUGCUAUAUGGGCCUGAUGAAGGCUAUGAGCCUCUGCGCGCCCACGUGGCCCAAUGGCUAGAGAGCUUCUAUCAGCCCUGCCAUCCCAUUACGCCCGAGCGCAUUUGCAUCACCGGUGGGGCCAGUCAGAACCUCGCGUGUGUCAUGGCCGUCUUCACGGACCCCGUCUACACGCGCGCAGUCUGGAUGGUCGAUCCCACCUACCAUCUAGCUGGCCGUAUGAUGGACGAUGCGGGCUUUGCUGGGCGGGUCUAUGGGGUCCCUGAGGAUGACGAGGGGAUUGACCUAGCCUUCCUGGAGAGCGGAUUACGUGCAGCUGAAGAAAAGGCGCAUGCCGAGGGCAACACCGAACCGAAAUUCAAGCCACCCCGGCCCUGGCGCAAGAUCUACAAAUACAUCAUCUAUGCCGUCCCCACAUUCGCCAACCCUUCCACCAAGGUGAUGUCCCUGGGUCACCGAGAACAAUUGGUUCGACUAGCUCGCCAGUACGAUGCGCUACUGGUCACCGACGACGUUUACGAUUUCCUACAGUGGUCGCCAACUCCCGGGGGUAAGCUGGCUGCCCCCGAACACGCGUGCCUCCCCCGCUUGGUAGACGUGGAUCGUUACCUGGACGGCGGCCCUGUUGAUGAAUGGGGCCACGCAAUAAGCAAUGGCAGCUUCAGUAAACUGCUCGGCCCGGGAGCUCGCACUGGAUGGGCCGAAGCAUCCGAAAAGGUCGCUUACGGGAUAUCACAAGUAGGCUCCUCGCGCUCCGGCGGCGCCCCUUCUCAGCUCUGUUCCACCAUCAUUGAUCAACUACUCCCCUCCGGCUGCCUAGAUACUCACAUCCAACAAGUCCUCCAGCCCGCAUAUGCAGAGCGGUAUCACACGUUACUAGGCGCAAUCCAGGAAUACCUAGUCCCACUGGGGGCGACGGUUGCUUCACCAUCCGAGACCGUUGCGGGCGGGUAUUUCAUCUGGGUUACCUUGCCACCGCCACUACUAGCGGCAGAUAUAGUGAAGCGAGCCCAGCAGGAAGAAAACCUGCGCUUAGCGCCUGGCACGCUGUUCGAGGCUGGCAGCCCACAGCCGCCAAGCGAUCGGUUCGCCGGCUGCCUGCGCCUCUGCUUUGCGUGGGAAGAGCCGCGUCACCUGACCGAGGGGGUGCGUAGGCUCGCACGCGUCCUGAAACAUGCGCUUGAGUAG